GCAAAGAGGAGUGAGUGUGGGGGAGUGUGGGUUCUGUACUGUCUUAAGCCUGUCCCCCCACCCAACACACACAUACACAAUCUCUCUCUCUAUCCCUCUCUUUCUCUCUUUUCUCUCUUUAUCUCUCUAUCUCUAUGACUCUUAACAGUCUAAAUCCAAAAGCCACUACCACAUUGGCUUUUCUUGCCUUUUGUUUAUGUGCUUCCUAUGCAAUUGUCUAUGUCUGCUCCUUCUGCUCCCUCUUCUGAGUACCUGCAAAUGGGGGUGGAAUCAUACGUUGAAUUUCUUGUUAUUAUUUAAUAUUCUUCUCUCUUCCUUCUUUUCUUAUCUUUAAAUCCUGUCUGGGUACACCCUUCUCAACAUGACUUUCUUGUUCUUUUCUGUUCAUCCACUUCCACUCUCCCCUUCUUUUGCCCCCUCCUAAAUAUGAAUUCUUUCUCAUAAAUUAACCUCCUUUCCCUGCUAUUUAUGCUAUCCACUUUCUGGGGUUUCCUUUUUUCAAUUCCACUUGCUCACACACUCUUUCCCUCCCUUCAAGCUCUGAAUUUUUCUGCUGGGGUGUUUUGCUUGUUGCUUCUUUCUACUUUUGGCUUCCAUUUUAGUCUCUCAAGAGCCUACACCACCAGGUGUUCAUGGAAUUUGAUCUGAACCAUGAAGUCACUGAGGUUGAGAAGAAUGCAUUCUGUGACAGGGAAUGUGAGAAAGAUGCUGGUGUUACUUGCUGGUCCUCUUCCACUUCUUCAUCUUCUAGUUCCUCUUCAGCUCGUGUGUCCUCUUCUUACCUUGAGCUUUGGCAUGCUUGUGCUGGCCCUCUCACUUCUCUUCCCAAGAAAGGAAAUGUGGUGGUCUAUUUUCCACAAGGUCACUUAGAACAGGUUGCCUCUUUCUCUCCUUUCACACCAAUGGAGAUUCCCUCUUAUGAUCUUCAGCCACAGAUCUUUUGCAGGGUUGUCAAUGUCCAGCUACUUGCCAACAAGGAGAAUGAUGAGGUUUAUACACAGGUUACUUUGCUUCCUCAGCCCGAGUUGGAAGGAAUGAAUUCAGAGGGCAAAGAACUUGAGGAAUUUGGAGCAGAAGAAGAGGGAGAUGAAAGAUCACCAACUAAAUCAACCCCUCACAUGUUCUGCAAAACACUAACUGCCUCGGAUACCAGCACACAUGGGGGCUUCUCUGUUCCUCGUAGAGCUGCUGAAGACUGUUUUCCUCCUUUGGAUUAUAAGCAGCAGAGGCCUUCACAAGAGCUUGUUGCCAAAGACCUGCAUGGUGUGGAGUGGAAGUUUCGUCACAUUUACCGAGGUCAGCCAAGGCGGCAUCUACUCACUACUGGCUGGAGUAUUUUUGUAAGCCAAAAGAAUCUUGUUUCUGGUGAUGCAGUGCUCUUUCUAAGGGGUGAAAAUGGUGAACUUAGGUUGGGAAUCAGAAGAGCUGUUCGACCUAGAAAUGAUCUUCCUGAAUCAGUUAUUGGUAGCCAGAACUGCUACCCCAAUGUCCUUUCUUCCGUGGCAAAUGCAGUAUCCACCAAAAGCAAGUUUCAUGUUUUCUACAGUCCAAGGGCAAGUCAUGCAGACUUUGUUGUUCCAUAUCAAAGAUAUGUCAAAAGCAUCAAGAAUCCAGUGAGCAUUGGGGCAAGAUUCAAAAUGAGACUCGAAAUGGAUGAAUCUCAAGAAAGAAGGUGUAAUAGUGGCACAUUGAUUGCAACUAGUGAUUUGGAUCCUUACAGAUGGCCAAAAUCAAAAUGGAGGUGCUUGAUGGUCAGAUGGGAUGAAGAUAUUGAGACUAAUCAUCAAGACCGAAUAUCUCCAUGGGAGAUUGAUCCUUCUGCUCCUCUGCCCCCCUUGAGCAUUCAGUCUUCCCCAAGACUGAAGAAACUGCGGACAGGUCUACAGGUUGCCUCACCUAGUCAACUCAUCACUGCACGAGGCAGUGGGUUGGUGGGAUUUGAGGAGUCUGUAAGAUCACCUAAGGUCUUGCAAGGUCAAGAAAAUGCUGGUUUUAUGUCACUCUACUACGGAUGUGACACGGUAACCAAGCCGCUAGGUUUUGAGAUGAGUUCUCCGAGUCAUCCAAAUCUUGGAUCAGCUGAAGUAAGAAAGGUUACCUCUUCUGAGCUUAGUGGUGUUCACCCUUUCAGUUAUGCAGGCUUUGUGGAAACUAACAGGUUUCCGAGGGUCUUGCAAGGUCAAGAAAUAUGUCCAUUGAAAUCCCUGACAGGAAAGGUUGAUUUGAAUCUUGGUGCUUGGGGAAUGCCCAAUCUGGGUUUCAAUCUCCACCAAGCAACCAAACCCAAUUUUCAACCUACAUUGUUCCCUUAUGGGGACAUUCACCAAGCUGGUCAAGCUAGUUUCUUUGGCUCAAAAUCCACCACUUUCCAAAGAGAGAGUGUCCCAUUUAAUAAACCACCAUCCACUCAGGCAGGAAUCAUUGUAAAUGAAGUUAGAAGACCAGAACUCCCAAAUGAGCAUAAGCUGCAGGACAAUCUUUCUGCUGCUGCUGCAUUAGGGGCUGCAAAUAUGGGGGUUCCUAAUGAGAAUAACGUCCAGGGAAAAGUAAAUGCCUGCAAACUAUUCGGGUUUUCUUUGUCUGGGGAAACCACUGCACAAAAUUUACAGAACUCUGCUAAAAGGAGCUGCACAAAGGUUCACAAGCAAGGCAGCUUAGUUGGAAGAGCUAUUGAUCUUUCAAGACUGAGCAGCUACAAUGAUCUGCUGAGUGAACUAGAGAGACUAUUUGGCAUGGAAGGCCUUCUAAAAGAUCCUGAUAAUGGAUGGAGGAUCCUCUACACUGAUAGUGAGAAUGACAUAAUGGUUGUGGGGGAUGAUCCAUGGCAUGAGUUUUGUGAUGUGGUGACCAAGAUCCAUAUAUAUACCCAAGAAGAGGUGGAAAAGAUGACAAUUGGGAUGAUCAGCGAUGACACUCAUAGCUGUUUGGAAGAGGCACCAAUCAUUACGGAGGCUUCAAAGUCUUCCUCUGUGGGUCAGCCAGAUUAUUCUCCAACAGCAGUUAGAGUCUAAGUUUCAGGGUUUUCUUAGACAUUUAUUGUGCUGGUCCUGUCUCUGUACAAGAUUAAUCUACAUAUGUUUUUAUGAUGUGUUUGGUUACUACCAUUUGAGCUUGUAGGCCCAGCAAAAAUUGCAUGGUCAGCGCUAGAAAGACUGACAAUUAAGUGCACUGAAAGUAGCUAAAUAAGGGCCAGUCUUGCAUCAUAAAAUAAGCCAUUAUGGCUUGAGUUACGUACUCUGGAAUAAUGGUGAUGGUGAUGGUUUCCAAAUCUUCCA
Vigna unguiculata (cowpea) is the source of this 3275-nucleotide messenger RNA. RefSeq names its product auxin response factor 4 (gene ARF4). Lineage: Eukaryota; Viridiplantae; Streptophyta; Magnoliopsida; Fabales; Fabaceae. Gene Ontology annotation, biological process: response to hormone; regulation of DNA-templated transcription. Gene Ontology annotation, molecular function: DNA binding. Gene Ontology annotation, cellular component: nucleus. The record is from RefSeq and is a predicted model, not a curated record.